AUGCAAUGUGAGAUGGAAUCAGGAGGGCACCAAGCUAGCAUGUGUAGAAAGCACGCGCCACCCACACUCAAACGUCCGAUACAAAAGCCAAAUUUGCAUUUGUCCAAUCCGGUUGAAAAGGAGUGGAACGGCAGCUUCGACUUUUCUUGCGAUGAUUUGUGCUGGCACGAUGCCAAGCUCGCAGUAGUUUCGCUGGAGGAAGGCAUGUUUGGAAUUUUUCAUCUAGAAGAAUCUGGCAACUUUCACAAAGAGCAUGAAGACAAAAUAUGGGCGGUGCAUGAUACCGAUACUGCUUCUUUGUGCUGGACUCCGGGGGGCUUCAUGCUUGCAACAAAAACAAACGGCCCCUAUUGUGAUGGACCCGCAGUUGUUGGUCUCUAUGUUUGGCACGAGAACGAGAGUGGAAGUUCCCGAGCGCUGAAAGAGGAAAAAGUCGAGUUCGAUCGUGAAAAUUUUGAUCAACUCUCGCAGUUGUGCUGCGACCAAGAGGGCAAGUUCAGAUUUUGCAUGACACGCUAUGCCUCCGUGGAUGAAAGAAGAGUUGCCACCAGUGCCUACGUUUUGUGCUACGUGUGGAACGAGAGUCGCAGUCGCUACGUGAAAGAGGAGGGGGAGGAGAAGAGAAGAGUUUUUGACUUUGGUGACGAAAGCGAGAUCAAACAUGUGUUUUGGAAUCCAGACGGUACCAAGCUCGCAACAGCUUCGUUCGAUGGAACCUGCCAGCUCUGGACAGAAAUAUCAAACGCGAGUUUCCACCUUACAGGUGUCAGAGGUCUGUGCUGGGAUUCGCGCAGCACCAAGCUCGCAAUCAUAUCAGAGCACAGCGCACAAUCAUAUCAGAGCACUCGACUGGGUGGCCAUCAUUUAUUGUGCCACAUCAAAUUUCUGGCAGACGCUGAUGUGCGUGGGUGCUGGAAUCGGGACCGCACCAAAGUACUUGUAAUUCAAGACGCGAAGGAUGAAUAUAGUCCCAUUGUUGGUGAACUCUCAACCCUUCAUCUAUACAUGAUGGACAGGGAGUCCCAAGACAAAAGCGACACAUUUAGAGAACUGCACAUUUAUCGACUCGGUGGUGAACGUUGUCUACAAUGGAACUGGGAGGGCACCAUGCUCGCGACAUGUCAACCUGAUUCCGAGCAAUGCAAAGUUUGGCAGUUCAAUAACUUCUUAUGGGAAAGCAAGAGUUCUUCUAAGCACAAGCUUGGCAUUCAAGCCAUAGCCUGGAAUCCAAAGGAAGAUACACUUGCAAUACUUUCACCAGAACAGUGCUCCCUUUGGGAUUUGACGAAGGAGAAGGAGGUUCGCUUGCAGCUUUGGGCCAGCUCUGUGUGUGGAAUCCAGACGGCACCAAGCUCGCAAUAG
Messenger RNA from Durusdinium trenchii, 1362 nucleotides. NCBI's taxonomy places the organism in Eukaryota, Dinophyceae, Suessiales, Symbiodiniaceae. The record is from the annotation of a GenBank genome assembly.